Molecule: messenger RNA, 18723 nt
Organism: Pelobates cultripes (western spadefoot toad)
Lineage: Eukaryota; Metazoa; Chordata; Amphibia; Anura; Pelobatidae
Source: the annotation of a GenBank genome assembly
AUGGAGUAUGACUCCUACGAUGAGGGCGGGUCGGACGAGGAAUUGCCCUCCGCGGAGCUUGCCCCCUCUGGGUCCUCUGCCGUUGCCCUAGGCCAAGUUAAGAUCCCCCCUGGGGACAGUAAGGCCAUUUUAGACCCCCAGGGAAACCCACUGUUCGACCCUGACGACCUGCGUCACCCACGGUCAGCAGAGUGGGUCCCCCCGGACCAUAUUGCGCAAUAUGUGGCUAAACGCCUGCGCACACCCCUCUCCAAGGAGGGUCGCAACAAGUUGCGUGCCGAAUGCCCUAGGCCCUCUCUCCCGGGCUCGGCCUGUAAGACUCCGGAUAUUGACCCCCAAAUCGCCCAGUUUCUGAAUAAAUCAGGCUGGAAGCCCAAGAAGGGUUUGGAUUACUCCCUCAAGGGAUGCCAAGAUAAGAUAUUGGAUACCCUGGGCCCUCUGUCUAAGCUGUACGAGCUGCUAGAUGCCGCUAGGGCUGGAGACUCGGUUAUGGAUGUCGAUGUGGCCAUUGGAUGGGUCCAGAGGGCGAUCUGCCUCUUGGGGAAUGCAAAUACCGCCAUGUCUUCUGAGAGGCGUAAGGCGAUUCUCCUUAAAAUCGAUCCCAAAUUGGCUGCCAUGACGGUGGCGGAACCUGACCCCUCUGACGAGGGUUUACUGUUUGGAACCUCUUUCGUGAAGGACCUUGGUUCCUAUGUAAAGACCUUUACGGCCAUUGACAAGGCCCAGGCGAAUAUGAAGCGCAUGUUUGCGCCCAAGGUUUUCGGAGGGGCCGGGCGUAGCAGGAACCGUCCACCCGGCCGGGGCUUCCGUGGCUCGUUCAGGGCCUCCAGAGGUUCCUUCUUUCCUUCCCGAGGAUUUCAAGAUACGAGGUCGCCUCCUUUCUUCCCAGCCAGAGGGAGAUCCUGGGGCUCCAGGUAUCCCCGUGGUGCCGCUUCGGGCAGACGCCCUUAUGGUGAGUACCCAUUUUUCCCCUCUCGAUCAUGUACGGGUGGCAGGGAGGCUUGCCUUAUUCUACCAUGGGUGGACAAAUAUAACCUCAGAUGCUUGGGUUCUGCAAUGUGUAAAGGGUUAUCACCUGGAGUUCGUUUCUAUGCCUGUCCAGGUUCGCGUCCCCAGAGAGUUGUCCCUCCCACAGGAUCAGGACGUCAUGAUUUCCAAGGAGGUAGAGGAGAUGCUCACGAAAGGUGCCAUAGAAGAGAUGCCGUUGGCCUCUCCGGGCUUCACGAGCAAUCUUUUUCUGGUGCCAAAGAAAGGGGGCGGGGUUCGUCCCGUGAUAAAUCUUCGUCCCCUCAACGCAUUUCUCCACUACCAACAUUUCCAGAUGGAGGGUAUACACUGCCUCAGAGACCUCCUUCGGCAAUCAGAUUGGUUGGCCAAGUUGGAUCUGAAGGACGCAUACUUUACAGUCCCCAUCGCGCUGGACUGCAGGGAUUACCUCCACUUCACGUGGCACGGUCGACGCUGGCGCUUCACGUGCCUGCCGUUCGGUCUCUCGUCGGCCCCUUGGUGUUUCACCAAACUCAUGAAGCCAGUAAUGGCUUACCUUCGUACCCGUGGGGUGCGACUGAUCGUUUACCUGGACGACAUAUUGAUCAUGUCCCAAUCCAGGGAAUCUCUGCUGUUACAUUUGGGUUGGACAACCAACCUUCUCCAAAAUUUGGGUUUUCUGAUCAACUGGGACAAGUCGGUCAUGAUCCCUACCCAGUCUAUAGAAUUCUUGGGUUUCCAAGUGGACUCCAUCAGGCAAUUCCUGUACUUGCCGGAGUCCAAGAUGAAGGCCAUUCAGAAGGAGCUCCGAAGGGCUCUUCGGGUGCCGGAUAUGUCCGUCAGGCAACUGGCAAGGAUUAUCGGCCUUCUGGCGGCUUCGAUUCAGGCGAUCUUUCCGGGCCCGCUACACUAUCGUGCCCUCCAACGACUCAAGGGUUCACACCUGCGUUCGGGCCACUCCUACGAGUCCCGAAUACGGCUGGACGACGAGUCCAGAGACGAGUUGGUAUGGUGGUUGGCACACAUGGAGGCCUGGAACGGACGGGCCAUCUUCGGCUCGAUCCCGGAUGUCGUAAUAGAAUCCGAUGCCAGCUUACACGGCUGGGGUGCUCGUUGUGGAGACGUUUCCACCGGAGGCAGAUGGUCCGACAUAGAGAGGUCCCUACACAUCAAUUGUCUGGAACUGCUGGCGGGGGCCUUCGCGAUACGCAGUCUGACCCCAGGCCGGGCAGACUGUUGCGUGCUCCUCAAGAUGGACAAUGUGUCGGCAGUCCGGUACAUAAAUCAUCUUGGGGGCACCAAGUCCAGAAUGUUGGCGCUAUUGGCGAAGGAUUUCUGGCAAUUUUGUCUCCUCAACAACGUCUCGGUGCAGGCGGAACACAUCCCAGGCCUGGACAAUUCGGGAGCGGAUUGGAAUUCCAGGCACUUAAGAGACUCGGGAGAUUGGCACUUGCACGUUUCGGUUUUCCGAGGUCUGGACAGUCUCUGGGGACGCUUCGAGUUGGACCUGUUCGCUUCACGUCUGAACACUCAACUCCCUGCGUUUUACAGCUGGAGGCCAGACCCGGCAGCAGUAGCGACGGACGCCUUUCUCCAAGACUGGCCUCCGGGACGCCUGUAUGCCUUCCCACCGUUCAACAUGAUCGCUCGCACGAUAUCGAAGUUGAUCCGGCACGAUUGCUGCCUGGUACUGAUCACACCUCUUUGGAGGUCCCGUCCAUGGUUCCCACGCUUGAUGGAGUUGUCGAUAGACUACCCCAGACUGAUUCCGAGCUUCCAGGAUCUCCUCCUGGAUCCGGAUGGGAACUCGCACGGACUGGUGCUCCGACACCAGCUACCUCUGAUGGCGUGGCUCCUUUCAGGGGUACCUGGGUUGUCCCGAACGUUUCGCGGACGACUCUACAACUCCUCGAUAACGCCUGGGCUCCAGGUACGCGAUCGGCCUACCGCUCUUCAUGGGGCUCAUGGUCUGGUUGGUGCAUGGAACGGGCAGUGGAUCCCGUAUCUGCCCCUCUCCAUCUGAUUUUGGAGUACCUCACUUUUCUGUUUGAUUCGGGCAAGGCGUAUCGAACUAUCAACCUUUUUCGUUCCGCUAUAUCAGCUGGUCAUGUUGGUUUGGAUGGUUCGCCCGUGGGCAGACACCCCUUCGUGUGUCGCCUGCUCAAGGGCAUUCGCCUCGCCCGUCCGCCCAAGGCUCGUUUCUCUGCCUUUUGGGACGUUAACAUUAUGCUUCAGUUUCUGUCUUCCUGGUACCCGAACCAGGGGCUGACCCUUAAGCAACUGUCUUCCAAGUUGGUUAUGUUGCUUUGUUUGGUUUCAUGUAAGAGGGUUUCUGACGUUAGGGCCCUUGAUUGGGACACCGUUACCUUCUCCCCUGAGGGUGUGACUUUUAACAUUUCCAGACGGACUAAAUCUGCGUCAAGGUCUUUCGUGUACCCUAGAUUCCAAAGAUGUCCGGCACUCUGUCCAGUGGAGUGUUUGAAGGUCUAUAUGGAGGUGACCCGGCCUCUUCGCUCACCAGAUCUACGACCUUUGUUCAUUUCUUUUCGUACACCGCAUCGACCUGUGUCGACACCGACCCUGGCGCGUUGGGUGCGUUGGCUUUUGUCUGCGGCUGGUAUAGACACGUCUAUCUUUACACCCCAUUCGGUGAGGGGUGCUAUGGCUUCCAAGGCUUCGACAGUCGGCUGUCGUCUGGAGGACAUCAUGCGUGCAGCGGAUUGGUCUCGAGAGUCGACCUUCCGUGACUUCUACUUCAGACCUAUUGAGCACAUCGCAUCUCAGGUGAUAGCACAGCUUUGAACUUGCAUAAUAUGAGCCUCCGUGUCUUUAAUAAAAUUCCCAGAUUUUACUAUUAACAUGACGUAAAGUCAUGAUUUUAUUAAAGACACGGAGGCGAGUAUUAUUCCCUCCCACCCUCCCGGUGUGGGGUAUGGAGCGAGAUGCGAUUGGUGUACUCAGGUAUGUUGAGAUUUGGCCUGCCUUGUGAGUACUUCAUGUGUUGUAUUGCAUAUACUGAUUAAUUAUGUCUAUUAUAUUUUUCAGAUUUCAUUCCUUUAACCAUAUGAAUGGUCGUUAGUUUUGUAUUGGUAAGUCCACAGUUUGGAGUUUGGUUAUUACCAUAUUUCUCUCUCUUUUUUAGCUUGAAAUUGUCGGAUUGUUCCAGUUCCCGGUUUUGGCCAAGCAAGAUAUCGUUUUACUUACCUGGUCUUCGGUUUUCGCAAGAAAGAGGGGGAUUGUGGGAGACACAGGCUUUAUAUAGUCACUUCCUCUGUUAUGUGAUUGGUUGCCUGUGUAUCUAUGCAGUUUUUUCUUUCAUUUUUGAUAUAUUUAUAUUCCUCUAUCUUUGCUGCUGAGGAAAUAAAGAAAGAGUUAUGCAUAAUACUCGCCUCCGUGUCUUUAAUAAAAUCAUGACUUUACGUCAUGUUAAUAGUAAAAUCUGGGAAUUACGGUGUUACAAUUUUUUGUUACCAUCCAACUCUUGUAGCGCAAUCUAGCAGUUUAUUUAGAACAUACAUCUAGACCAGGAGUUCCCAAUUAAUUUUUCCCAUGAAACCCUUUGACAUAAUGUAUGAACAUCGUGGAAACCCCCCCUGAAAAAAAAAAGUGCCGUUUUUUUGAAUGUGUCAGUGUGUAUAUCUGUGCUUGUAUGUGCCAGUGUGUGUAUGUGUAUAUCUGACACACAGAUACACACACACAUUUUGACACACAGUGUGCAUGUGUGUGUGUGUGUGUGUGUAUGUAUGUAUCUAUCUGUGUGUCAAGGUGUGUCAAAGUGUGUGUAUCUGUGUUUGUAUGUGUCUGUGUAUCAAGGUGUGUGUAUCUGUGUUUGUAUGUGCCAGUGUGUAUGAAUCUGACACACAGAUACACACACACUGGCAGAGAGUGGCACACAGAUACACACACUGACACAGAUACACACACCUUGACACAAAGUGUGUAUCUGUGUGUGUAUGUAUCUGUGUGUCAAGGUGUGUGUAUCUAUGUUUGUAUGUGCCGAUGUGUCAAGGUAUGUAUAUCUGUAUUUAUAUGCGUCAGUGUGUGUAUCUCUGUGUCAGUGUGUAUCUGUGUGUGUGUACGUGUAUAUGUAUCUGACACACAGAUACACAAACACACAAUGAAACACAGAUACACACUGACACACACAUACACACACAUCUUGAGUCACAAAUACACACACACUCAGAUACACAUAAUAACAUAUACACACAAUUGCACCCACAGAUACACACUGGCACAUACACACACUGACACAUACAGACACACACACACUGCUACACACACACAGGCACAUACAAACACACUGAUACACACUGGCACAUACACACACACUGACACAUACACAAACCUUGACACACAAAUACACACUCAGACACACAUACUCUUUGACAGACACAUACACGCUCACUGACAAACACACAUACUCUUUUACAGACACAAAUACACGCUCACUGACAAGCACACAUUUACUCUCAUUGACAAACAUACAUAUACUCUUUGACAGACACACAAACUCCCUAACAGACACUCAUACAAUUAUUUUUAUCUUUAUUAUUAAUUUUUAUCUUUAGGAGUGCUGGCAUGGAGUCCCUGUGGUCCAGGUGGGCGCUGUUGAGCGGUCCCUGGGGACCAGUGGGGCUGCUCAGCAGCUGGCGUGAGGGCGGCGAGGGAGCAGUGAUCUCUCUGCUCAGCUCCCACACACGCCUCUUAGUGAUGCCGGAGUGACAUCAUAUUCCGGCUCCAGCAUCAAUGCUGUGCGUGCGAGGGAGCUGAGCAGGGAGAUCACUGGUCCCUCGCCGCCUGUGGCCAUUUUAUUUUUUUUAUCUUUUGGCGGAACACCAAUUGAGAAACUCUGAUCUAGACUUCAUCCUCAGUGACUUUCGUUUCUAUUCUCCACUAUUUUGAAUUUUUCUAGUAUAUGUAAAAUCCAUAUAGCAAAAUUUUUGUACUAAUACCACCCCCUUUUGUUCUCCCGGGUUUUUACCUUUUUAAUUAUACUUAUUAAAUGUUAUAUUUUAUAUGUGUUAUUUUACUAUAUCAGUGAUUCCAUUAGGACAGAUUAUGCUCUCUCGCUCUCUUAUCUAAAUUGUCCCCAAGGGUUAUUUCUCGUAUAUAUAUCUAUAGCUUCCUACAUGUUCUUUUUUGUAAUUCACUUUGCAUUUAUUUACUAACAAACAAGUUAUGGAGAAUUAAAAUCCAAAUGGUAAAUUAAGGUCAGCUUGUGUUGCAGUAUAGAAUAAUCCAGUAAUUUGCAUAUUUACUCUGCUAUUGCUUGGUUAACAAUCUCCUACUGACUACAGAUUUGCAAUUUCCUGGUGAAUUCCACACAUAUCUCACAGUUUAAUGAAAACCCUAACACUUGGUGUCAAUGCUCGGUCUAUUCACUAAACGGUGAUUUGCAGCGAGCAGGAAACCCACAUUCAAACUUCAGGCUGGAAUGGGUGAAAGAAAUCCACCCUCCAGCCCAGCCUGAACAGCAAAGCUCAGCUCCCCAUCCACUCAGUGUGCACAGGACUAGAGCCCCAAAGCAUGUCGGGAGCUCGUGUCCGCGCACAGGAUUGUGGGAGCUCGGAACGCCAGGCUCAGCGGAUGACGCAUGCGCCGUGUCCCCGCCGCGCGGCAUUGUGGGUCGCGAUGUGAGUGGCGCAGGGUCGGAGUUGCCGCCAUCUUGUCGUCAUUGGUUGGCUGCUGUACGGCGCAGGCCGCAGGUCGGAAUUUACCGGACGAACAGCCGCCGUGUGCCGGUUUACCCACUCCAGUGUCACCGCGGGGACAUGGGCCGCUCGCGCAGCCGCAGUUCGUCCAGGUCGAAGCACGUGAAGAGCAGCAAGCACAACAAGAAGCGGAGUCGGUCCCGGGAGAAAGAGCGGGUCAGGAAACGCUCCAAGUCCCGGGAGAGCAAGAGGAACCGGCGCCGGGAGUCUCGGUCAAGGUCUCGGUCUAACACGGCUUCCCGCAGGGAACGGGAGAGGCCAUCUUCCCCGCCGGACAGGAUCGACAUAUUCGGGCGCAAUCUGAGUAAGAGGAGCUCCCUGGACGAGAAGCAGAAGCGGGAGGAUGAGGAGAAGAAGCUGGAGUACGAGAGGCAGCGGCGGAUGUGAGUGUGUGGCUGGGAGUGCUGGGGGUGUGGGAGUGCGAGUGCUGGGGGUCUCUGUGAUGGAGCAGGCCCUGGCUAGCGCUAAUCUGGCUUGGGCCUAGGGUGACUGCACAUGGCAUCAUGGGAAACGUAGUGCAGAGCAGCUGGAGUGCCAUUGAGGGGCUGAACUGCGGCCAUGUUAUCUGUAAAAUGCAGCUUAAUCCCACUGGGGCAGGCCAGGCCUAAAGGGAGGUAGUUUUGACAUUCUGGACAGGCAAGCCAUGUGGUAGUUCUGCAGUGGGGCUAUUAUUUUUUUUUUGUUGUUGCAUUGAUCAUUUUAGGUGAAUUGUUAAAAGGCGGAGUAUUAUGUGAAACCAUAAAAGUUUGAAAUGCCAAACAAUUAGGCGUCACAGAUCUUGAAAUUCCAGUGCAAUUAAAGUAUACCAAAAGGCAAAUUUAGGACUACAGUGAAGAUGGCAGUACCUUUCAGGGAGAGAUUCAGGUAAGCAUAGCUUCUCCCACUGGCUUCUACAACACAAGUUCUCCUAUAAACUUUUUAUUAUUAUUAUUUUUCAGCAAAAUAUGCAGACUCCAAAAAGUGACAAGUGUUUAGUCCAUGUUUUUAACUGCAUUAAUUGGGUUAGCAAGUCAGGUGACAUGUUCAACCAAUAAAUUCAGUUGCUUUUUAAAUCUUUCACCCAUUGCAGGUGGAAGUUAAAACAUUUAACUGUGACUGGCUGUGGAACAGAAUCAAGCCAGCAGCUCACACUGAUCCCUAAUUGGCUGAACUUUUUGGCUGCAAAUCUAGAAGAUGUAACAUGUGGAGUUUUAUGUCCAGAGUGUUUCUCUUAAAGUGGCACUGUCGACUUGCGGCCACUUUGCAUAAUUUGCGCAGACUCAUGAUGGUGACUUCGCCACUCUUACGCAAUGGGUAAAUCUUCCGCUGUCUAGAAGUGCCAAUCUCCAACCGUCACCAGUGCAAGGAAUUGGUACUGUCUAUGGAGGAUCCUGCAGGACCCUCCAUAUACCUCAAUGUUGCAUUCUCGUGCAAGAGUACAUCAGUGUUGUCAUCUCCUGUCGCUGAAGCAGACCUGCUGGAAUUGUCCGCUAGACCAGAUUAGUGUAAUUUAAACUUGCGCUGCAUUAAAAUACCAACACUACAAACAAACAUGCCCCUACAUUUAAACACAUAACUUCACAUAAACACACACUUGCAUUCAAACACCAACACUACACACAAACAUACAACUGCAUUCACACACACAUGCUCCAUACAAAACAUGCCUACAUUCAAACACAAAUGCAAGUAUGAGAAAAAAGUAGAUCCAGCUUUAUCCCCUAUAAAGCAUUGUGUGAGUUGCACAACAGUUGGUCUACCUUUCGGCCUUUCUUGCGCAAGAGGAGGUCCAAAAAAGGUUCUUGUGCCAAGGCCCUCUCUGUAUUUUUUUUUUUUUUAAUAUCUAUUAUUAUACCAGCCUCAUGGGCAACUCCAGCUUCUUCCAACUGGUCCUCUUCUACCGACAACAAUGCUCUACUCUUGCACAAGAGUGCAGCAUUGAAUUCUUUGAGGAGUCUCAUCGGAUUGUCCAUAGACAGUUCAGUCAACAAUCAGUUUUCCUGGCACUGCAGGUCCUCCUCUCCCUCCCAAUCCCUGGUUGCUGAAGGGGUGAAAACCCCUUCAGGUCACUUACCUGAGACCCCGCCGAUGUCCCUCGGCGUUGGUUUCUGCUCACCACCGCUCCUGCCAGUCAUUACGUCGGCUGGUGGGCGAGACUGAUCCCGCCCACCGGCCAGGGAGGUGGAGUUAACCCUGCAAGGGAAUUAUUGCAGUUUAUAAAAAAAAAACUGCAAUAAUUACACUUGCAUGGUUAAGGGUUGUGGGAGUUGGCACCCAGACCACUCCAAUGGGCAGAAGUGGUCUGGGUGCCUGGAGUGUCCCUUUAAGCUGUAGUUGUUCUGGUGACUAUAGUGUCCCUUUAAAUGAACAGAAUAUUGUCAAUCGGCCCAAAAGGUGACUGUUAAUCUGUAUCGACAUUGCACCUGGAAAAAAGUAUAUCGGUCUCAGUAUAUCUUUUGCCUGGGAUGGAAUUUCACUGAAAUUCCAACAAAGUCAAUAAGAGUAUUUUCUAAAUAUUUUAUUUUUACGAAAUUCUCAUUUUGUAGGAGAGCGAGGUGAGAGUGCCAUUUUAAGCAGCUGUUUUUUUUUUUUAUUAAAAGUGGUCCUGUUGUCGAGCUUGUAAUUGCAAGUUGUAUCUUACUAGCCAGGCGUACUCAUCACUACAAAACUCCCUUUGCACUUCUGCAUAAUUUCUGCACAUGAGGAGGGCAGUUCUGCAGUGAGACCUAGGAAUAGGGCAGCAGGAUAUAUAGACACUUUGACCUCAAAUGGUUCAUGCACCAUGAAUCAUUUCGUAGCCUAGACUGUGGAUGCAUUAUUGGCAUUGCAGUAUGCAUUGUGUAGCGGUUAGUGGACUCCAUGAUUGUAGUCUUUAGCACUAUGCCAAUGAAGUAGCAGCAAAAGCUAAGAAAGACAGUAAUUAAAGGACCACUCUAGGCACCCAGACCACUUCAGCUUAAUGAAGUGGUCUGGGUGCCAGGUCCAGCUAGGCUUAACCCAUUCUUUUAUAAACCUAGCAGUUUCUGAGAAACUGCUAUGUUUAUGAAUGGGUUAAGCCUUCCCCCAUUCCCUCUAGUGGCUGUCUCAUUGACAGCCACUAGAGGCGCUUGCGUGUUUCUCACUGUGAUUUUCACAGUGAGAGCAUGCCAGCGUCCAUAGGAAAGCAUUGAGAAUGCUUUCCUAUGUGACCGGCUGAAUGCGCGCGCAGCUCUUGCCGCGCGUGCGCAUUCAGCCGACGGGGCGGAUCGGAGGAGGAGAGGAGGCAGAGAGCUCCGCCCAGCGCUGGAAAAAGGUAAGUUUAACCCCUUUUCCCCUUUCCAGAGCCGGGCGGGAGGGGGUCCCUGAGGGUGGGGGCACCCUCAGGGCAAUAUAGUGCCAGGAAAACGAGUAUGUUUUCCUGGCACUAUAGUGGUCCUUUAAUAUAAUGGGAAAAGCUUUUCACCUGUAUAAAUUUGCAAGUAUGUUUAUUAGUAUAAUGAUAAAAUUGUAAUAGUUUACGAUAUUAAUUACAGUGAAAUCAUGGAACCCAUACAUUAUUUGCAAUGCUGUGAGAACUACUUAUUUUAGCUUUGUUGAAAUCUAAAUCUUAUUCCUUACAGCAGGCAACAAGAAAUCGAAGAAAAACUCAUCGAGGAAGAAACAGCACGACGUGUGGAAGAAUUGGUUGCCAAGCGUGUAGAGGAAGAAUUGGAGAAAAGGAAAGAUGAAAUAGAAAGAGAGGUUCUGCGCAGAGUCGAGGAAGCUAAACGCAUCAUGGAAAAACAGUUGCUCGAGGAACUCGAGCGACAGAGACAGGCUGAACUAGCUGCCCAGAAAGCCAGAGAGGUAACGCUCGGUCGUUUGGAAAGUAGCCACAGUCCAUGGCAAAACUUUCUCAGUUUUUUCUUUUUUGGUUUUGCUCUCUUUGAUAUGUAAUGAGUAGGCAUUUCAUUUAUGGUGUUUAACACUUAACUUUCAGAGCUCUGAGCUGGUUAAAUGUCAUUGCUCUUUUCUUGUACCCUUUGGUAUAAAGGGGGUUUACAGCCUGUUUGUUUGGUUCCACUUCCCUCCUAUACCAAUGAGGUUCAUUGUAAGUUUGUUUAAUGUAUCAGAAACUUUUGCCAUGGCUGUAGUAUUUUAUACAUUUGAGUCCACUCCAAAUCCUUUAAUUGAAUACUGUAGCAAAUGUUGACUGAUGUGCCAUGCCAUUGAAAGAAAUGAAGCAUUUGGCCUAUGAGCUACAGUAACUGGAAAUGAACUUUUUUUUUAAUAUAAUUUUUUUUUUUUUUUUUUCAUGAACCAAUUGUUAGCCAUUUUGUUUCUUUUUUUCACAGCCCUGGGGUUUAUUUCCUUUUUAAUCUAAACUUUUAAGCACUCUUGCUAUUAAUGUGCUUAAUAAUUUUGUGAUAACCAGUUAUUUGUCCAAUCCAUUAACAAAUCUGAGUACCUAGUCAUAACAUCCUUUUCUCCUCUAGAUAUCUCUGAAGAGACUCUAAUCCAAAUUGUGUAUAUAAAAAUAUUGCUUUUCAGCAGGUGGAGCAAAAGCUGAAAGUAUAUCAGUUAUUGGCUACCGAAACCUAUUGUUUUCUGUACUGAUCACUCCAGAAUUGAUGCACAAUAAAUUUCCUUUACAGUUUUGACACAUUGCCAGAUUUGAAAUUGACUCGAUUCUACUCAGUGAGUUCAGAAUACUUAAUUAGGCAGUUAAUCUGCAUGUUUUAUCUAUUACAUCUAUUUCCCUUUAUUGUUUGGGUACUUGUUUUUACAUUUUUAGGCUUCUGUGUCUUUACUAACGUCUAACUAUGCGUCUUAUGCUUAAACAUAAGUUAUACGAUUAUGCUUUAAGUUGUAACAUAGAUAUAAAAAAAAAAAGUAAAGAAGGUUUUGCAUUCCCCCUAGUUGUAUGGGAAAUGGUUGAAGAAUGCAAAAUCAAGCGGUAGGCCUUGUGCUAGCAAAGUUGCGGUCAAACUUGUAGUCGUCAAAUUAAAGGUAUUUCAAUUGUUUCCUCCUUUCAGUGACUCCCUUACUCUGGUAAGGUAUUUCAAUGAAGUGUGUGGCAGAAAGGGAUAUAUACACAUGUAGUAAAAUAUGUACUAGAACUAGUCUGUAGAUUGACAUUCACCACAUGGCUGUAGCAACCAUCUAUUUCACAUGUUUCAUUUUCAUGCAGUACCAGAGGGCUCACCUGAUUGGAAGGGUGCAUAACAAUAAAAUAUCCUACUAAAUAUUUUUUUUCAUCUUCAGUUACUUUAAAUAUUAUUUGAUUAACAGGUUCCUGUUAAAUAUGCACUUUGUUAAUUACAGCAAUUUGUGGAGUUUUGUUUUGGCAAGCAUGUCACAAGCACACAUGCUGUAUUCAUCUACAUCCUUUGCCGUUGCCAUUUUACAUAUACAAUUUCCUCAUUGUGGUGUCUGCAUUAUUACUUCGCCAUUGAUAAGAAUAUGAAAAAUAGCUGAGACUUUUUGGAAUUUAUUUUAAAGGUGCAUUCCCCUUUAACGCAGACCUUUAAAAUGAGCUCAUUGUAUUUUGGGUGUAAAUAUUUAGCCUAUUUUGGAAGUAUGUGUAGUCGAUCUAUAAAACCAGAUCAUUUAAAACCAAAAGAGAGAUUACAAGCAUCUUGUUUAUUUAACUUUGCUUGUGUGAAUUAAUGGAUUGCACCUUUAAAGAAACAUAACAAUUUUCUUUUCUUUUUGUUUUUAAAUCCCCUGGUUCCUCAACAUAUGGAUUGAUAGUUGUGUUUGGUUAACAAUUAUUGUUUGUAUGUUAUGAAUUGUUUGCCUUAGGAAUGAUGAAUUAAAUAUUUUUGUUCCCUCUUACAAAUGAACAUCUGCAUUCCUCAGUUCAGCCUUCCUUUUAUGUUUCUUAUAAUUGGUUGAGCUGCCGAUGGCAGGUGUUGCCAAGCUAACAGUACAAAUCAUUUUAAAGAGGAAGCUGGCGCGUAUGGCAGCUGAGGAGCACACUCUGCAGGACACUGGACAAGACAGUAAAUAUUCAACUUUUAAUGCUGAUUAAAGGAGUAUAGGUAAAGAAUACGUAGGUAUACGUUAUUGGUGAGACAAAUUAUUCCCUUUAUCUUUAUAUUUAAUUUUUCUUUUUAAUUUCAUAAAUGCUACCCAGUUCUGUAGUUGUCCUUGUUGAUAUGUGUGACUUUUUUUAGACAUAAAAAAAGCAAAAUCUUUAAUGGUUAGGACUUGCUAGGGAGGGUUUAAUUGGUUGCUGUUUGGAUUGGGAGGGUUGAGCUGAAUUUAGUGCUAGAAGAUGUCUGUAGUGAAUUCUCAAUUUCAUGUUUUCUUUCUGUUUUGUUUUGGUUUUUGUUUGUUUUGUUUUUGGUUUUUUGAAAAAGAAAAAUGGUGGCUCUUGUGCUGCCCCUUAAAUCCCUAAAAGAGUUAAGGCAGAUUAUAGGAAGAUAAAAACAAAUAAAUACCACCUGUUUUUAAUAUUUCCUUGUGUCCUCCAUUUAGGAAGAAGAACGUGCUAAGCGUGAGGAGCUAGAGCGAAUACUUGAAGAAAAUAACCGUAAAAUUGCUGAUGCACAGGCUAAACUGGUAAGACUUUUCUUUCUAUUUGUAAACCAAUUUUUAGUGGAAUUACCUAUCCAGUUCAAUUGGCUACUUUCUGAGAGAUAGAUAUAUAUUUAUAUAUAUAUCUUUUUUUUGCAGUGUAACAAUUUACAAACAUGCCAUGACAUCGUUGACAAGCUUUCAAUAGCACACAUAUUUAUACAUAGGUUUGGCAUGUAAGGGAAGUGCACUAUUUUAAAAUAUAUUGAGAAUAAGUGUGAAUCAAAACAGAUAGAAAUGAUAAUUCUACUGAGAAUUUUGAUUGCACAAAAGGAAAACAAGGAGAAAGCCACCAAGUAGAUUAGUCACUAAGCUCAUGACAGUAGUGCUUUAAGUCAGGAUGCAUAAGAUAGACAAACUGUAAUUAUGCAUUAUGCUGCAAACAGUAGCUUGGAAAAAUAAUAGUGGUAACUGAGCAAGUGUUUAUGCUCGGGUCAGCUGAACACAGUCAACUCAGCCCACACCUGUAUCUGCAAAUCUGGGUUUAGGAAGGUGCGUUAGGGGAAAAAAAGGGCUUACUGGGGCGCAGCAUCGUGCAGCAUCACCGCAGCCCCAGGCGUGAUCGGGAACCAGCUUCAAACACCAGCAGGCCCCCUCAUUAUCUCUAAACAGAAGCCUCCGGGUCCCGGGUGGCGGUACUGUACUCUGGUGUGUGGGUUGCGGAUGGUUAUACGUAACUUGGUUCCUCGCUGAGGAGAACGGCACUGAACAGAUACAUUGGCUGGGGGCUGUGCUGGAAACGGUCAGUGUAGGCUGCUUUCGACGAUCUUCCCAGCUCCUCCAAAACUGCUGACACGUGGCUUUAAACGAUGCAGAAAAUUGUGUUUCCCAUUUUUGAGCAGCAGUAGCUGUGCUGUCUGCCAUCUUGGACAGGCCACAUGUAAGCCUCCUUCACAGGAGUAAGUAUAUACUUGGUGGAGGCUGGGACAACACCAACCAGCCCAGAGGAGAGGGUGGGUGGGCGGGGGUAGUACGGGACUCUGAGCAUCCACAGAGAAGCAAAUCCAGGGCAUCACAGUCAAAGAAAUCGGACGAUUUUCCCACCAGGCCACAACAGGUUAGAGGCCUCAGCCGCUCUGCACGUGAAUGACCGGUUCGGAUACCCACUUCAGAUUUGCUCAGAAGUACCAGACGAGGGUACUCGUGGUAAAAGUCCAGUUUUAGGGAUUGUUCACCGUUAAAGUUGCUUUUAAUGCAAGAUUGGUCUGGAGCUCAGUGUAUCCGUGACACCGCCCCUCACCUUCAUAGCUUUUUUAAAAACACAUCAAAGCCCAUUCCUAACCAUAACUAAUCUCCUUUUCACCCAUCACUUAAAGGGACUCAAACAUGUAUUCCUGAUUCUACAGUGUUAAAAAAAAAAAAAAAAACAGGUUAGCCUCUCCUUACCUCCCUUAAAUAACUAGAAAACUCUCCUUAGUUCCGCUCUGGCUCCUCCCCAAAUCCGCAACCUUGGCUGACAUCAGAAUUGAUUAUUUCAUCGGCAAGCAUUGGAUUUGUUGAGAUAGUCAAUUCUUAUGAUCUCGGCCAAGAAGGCGAAGCCAACCGCGCCUCCCUUGCCAAUCUCCUCGUAGGGAUGCAUUGGAGUGCAUCUCUACAGGGAAAGUUUAGCACUUAAUGUCAGUGCUGUACACUCUGCAGCACUGACCAUUAAGCAACUCUAGUGACUAGUUUUUCUCUGAAAAGGCAGUAUGUAGAUUGAAUAGCCUGCAGGGGCAUGCUGUACACACCAGUUAAGCUGUAGUUGUUCUGGUGACUUUAGACAUGUAAUUUUUAUUUUAAUCUUAUUAUAAGAUUAUACUUGAUUGCAGGGUUUUAAAAGUAAAAAUAAUCUGAUACAAUUAUUUCUAUAGCGCCAGCAUAUUUGCAGCGUUCUACAAUAAGAAACAAGACAAACAUUUAAUUCUAACAAAACAUGACUUAUGGGAACAGUAGGUGCAGACAACCCUAUCCAAAAGAGCUCACAAUCUAAAGUGAGUUAUCAUUUAUUUAUUUAUUUUUUCUGGUCUAGUGCAAUCCCGUGUGGACAUUUUAAAGGAACACUAUAGUGUCAAGAAUACAAACAUGUGUUCCUGGCACUAUAGUUUUAAUAUCGAUCUUAAGGUUUCCGCACCCCUGUUUAAUAAGGUGCUUUACUCACCUUAUUUCCAGCACCGCACCGGUCUCUUCAUAGCUGGCCCCACCUCCUUGACUGACAUCAUUUAGCAAUCUUUACCAAUCCAAUGCUUUCUUAUGGGAAAGAAUUGGGAGGCUUUUGUGCAUACGCAGCAAAAUGCUGCGCCUUUCCGCAUUUCCUCAUACAGAUGCAUUCAAUCAAUGCAUCUUUAUGGAGCUCAUUCAGUGCUUCCAUGCAGAGCAUGGAGAAGCUGAACAUCAGCACUGACCCAGGAAGCACCAACUAAUGUCCGUCUGAGUGACCGCCACUAGAGGUGUUACUAGGCAGUAAUGUCAACACUGCAUUUUCUCAAAGCAGUGUCCAUUUUAAUAAAAGAAAGCCCAGUACAGAAACACAAUGUACAGUAUGUGAAUUUCAUGCCUAUGCAUAGCCACCUCCCAAACUAAAUUGCAGUGUGCUUCUCUUCUUCGGUUUGUUAGUAUAUGACUAUCGUGAAUAUAGAUCUACUGUUAUGUCUUCCUGAUUCAAGCCUUGGACAAAAGCGGAAGGAGAGGGGCAGAGCUAAUGGCACUAGACUCAACUCUUCUUUAAAGGACCACUAUAGUCGGCAUGUAAAAGCAAGAAAGACAGGUCCCCUCCAUCUAUAUAUAGUGUUUGCAAUCAAACACACACAUUAUGAAUAUAUUGUUAGACAUACACACAGUCAUUUUUCAUAUUUCUAUAUAUCUCUUUCUAUCUAUCCAUUUCUGUCUGCUACUCGCGCUCUCACUCACUCACAUUCACUCUUUCCCUCACUUUCUCACACUGAUAAGAUGAAAUAAGGGUUAACUGGCAGCACCCGGGGACAGGGGGUUGAGAUGAGUGGGAACUGGCAGCACCGGGGGCGGUGAGAUGAGAGGGUAAAUGGCAGCACCGGGGGCGGUGAGAUGAGAGGGUAAAUGGCAGCACCGGUGGGGGGUAAAUGGGAGCACCGGGAGCGGUGAGAUGUGGGGGUGUAAAUGGCAGCACUGAGGGUGGGGGGGUGUAAAUCUCUGGGUAUUUUAGCUGUGGCAGAACAGUACCAGCUACAUUAUAUAAUAUGGAUUAUACUACUUGACCAGCCCUGACCAGAUUCACCAUGCUCCUACCGAAUCUGUAGCAUCUUCCUUCCUUCUCUUAGACCUACAACUUCUGUUACAGUGAUCAGACCACACGCUCUCCGCUCAAAUCCUGCCUUCCCAAAGGAGGCCAUGUCCCUUACCCUCAGCAGGGCUAAAAGCUCUAUUUAAAAAAAAAAAAAAACAGCGUGCCUAAUGUGCAGAACGGCAUGCAACGGGUGUUGGGUGAUAUAAAUUCACCGUGCCUGUGUAUUAUAUUUGAGAGAUUGCUGAUCGCUUCCUGUAUGGUGAUAUGUGUUAAGGUCUCUAGCACAGGGCUCAACAUAUACAAGCCAGCCUUAGAAACUGGUUUGGCCCUCCAUAUGCUCUCCCAUGCAGCUUUCUGACUGACAGCACUAGAAGGAUGUGACAUCACAUCUGCUCAGUACUAUGAGCUCAAAAUUCCAGGUAAUAGUCUGGUCUAGGAAGUUAACUCUGAAUCAGAUUUUGUUUUGUCCUCUUUGAGCAGUGUCCGGUGUAUGAAUGGAAGUGGUGGGUAUAUUGUGAGAGUUUAAUGUGUAUUAAUAAAGUGUGUAUGUGAGACUUAAAUAUGUUGUGUGUAUGCAAGAGUGUUAGUUUGUGUGACUAUAAGGGAGAUUUUAUGUGUAAAUAAAGGGGUAUUUUGUAUCAGCCUUGUCAUUUAACUGACAGUUUAAACUCUUUAAUUUUCAGGCUGAGGAGCAAUUGAAAAUUGUUGAAGAACAAAGGAAAAUACAUGAGGAACGGAUGAAAUUAGAGCAAGAGAGACAACGUCAGCAGAAAGAAGAGCAAAAAAUUAUUUUGGGCAAGGGAAAGUCAAGACCAAAAUUGUCUUUUUCAUUGAAAAGCCCAGAUUAACAGGGGCCACUGAACAUUUUCUCAUCAAAUCAAGACUAUGUAUGAUAGCUUCAUGUUGAAGUGUAUUUGUUUUUUUUUUUUGUUUUUUUUUAAUGGUUUUUUUUUAAUGGUUUUUUUUUAUGUUUGUUUUUUUUUUUUCCCAAAGUCUGGACUGGAAUGUCAGUUUGUUAUAAAAGGGGCUGUGCUCUGAAUCCCUUAUUUUUUAUAUAUAAUUUGUUGAAUGAAAUAUGUCAAAUCCUUACCAGAUCACUACCAAGCAUUUCACAAAUUAUGUAUCAUUACCUCUAUAGAAAUCUUAAUACAUUGCUAUGUGGUCUGAUAAGGUUUUAACUGACACGUCUAGUAUAAUUCUCCUCCUGCCCCUCAGACAUGCGGUUUCCUCUAAUCUGAAAUUUUACAAAGCGUUAGGUUGGUGUUUGCAUCCAUAAAGUGCCACAGUAUUUUGGAGCUUUGUAGUGUAUUAUAAAAUGUCCUUAUAAUGCUUUUCCACUUGCCCUUGAUGUUCCUGGUACAGGUAAGGAUAUCGGUGAUUUAAAAAAAAAAAAACCUCUCCCGGAGUCUCUCUAGUACAGUAUUGUCCGUUAAGAAAUGUUUUUAAAUACAUUAUUGCAACCCAGCCAGCGCUCAGCUAUGUAAAAAAAAUAACACCAAUUUGCUGAAUAAAGUCUUAAGUGCUUCACAUAUGGUUGUGAAUGUUUUAAAGGUAUUUAUUAUUGGAAUGAAAACACACAUUCAGCAUUUUCUAAGGCAAAACCUUUUAGGUGUUUGUGUAUUUAUCUAUUUUUCCUUGCUGUUCUAUGAAUGUUGGUUUUAUGCUAACUGCAUCCCAUAUUGCAGCUGUAGUAUCAUGUUUAAACAGCUGUUUGAUUUAACUGCCUCAGACAAAUACCUAGCGCCUCCUAAUUAUAACAUAAAAAUGCAUGCAGUAGCAAUCAAGUAAAUUCAUCAUCUUCAAUAGAAAGAGCAUUUUGGAAGCUAAGAAAUGUUUCUGCAAAUGAAGAGCAGUCAUUGCAGGAGCUACAAAAUACAGGUCCCAUCAAUGCAAAUGUUCAACAAUUAAAUUUUCUCUCACAAAACCGCUAUACAUGUGUUUUCAUUCAAGCAGAAAAGCUUCACAUUGUGUUUUCUUUUCUGAAAGGAUUUAUUGUAAGUGUCCAUGUCCUCCAGAAUCUGUAAAAUAAACUUUUUUUUUUUUUUUCAUGGGUUUUAUUUUAACUUUUAAGUAUGUAUAUUUUAAUUUUGGUAUCCAAAGCAACAGUUUAUUUUUAAUAGGUGUGGGUCUGCUCUAAAAUAAAACAUGAACUGCAUUUUGUGACUUUUGUACCAAGCAUCUGUGUAGUAUUGUAUUUUGUAUUUUUUUUUAUGGCUUUUUUUUUUUUUUAUAUAUAUAUCUAAGUCUCACUUUUUUAUGUUCGUG